AUGGCGAGCCACAGUCACUUUCAUCGCCUGCGUGCUCGUCGUCAGGUCAUCGAGGUUGAGCAGGCUAUUGAAGAGCGAGCAGUAUCAAUUGUCUACGUGACAGCUCCAGCAACCUUUGAUGGACCGAUUGGAGGAUACAGUACUGUGGGCGCCGAUGAACCUCCAGCACCUCCUACCUUCGCUCCCGCCCCAGUACGACCAACACAACCUCCUCCAGCUCCUCCAGCAGCCGUCCCUACGAGACCUGCUCCUGCUCCAAGACCAUUGUCAAGUGUCGCCCCUUCAGAGGCCCCGCUUGUUGAUGAUACACCCGUUCCAACCCCCUCUGCUGCCGAAGCACCAUUGUCAACUGAGCUUCCAACCGCAAUAACCCCCCCCUCAAUUACUCUCUCGAGUUCCAUCGCAAUUCUUGCUGCGUCGAGUGCUCUGUCCUCUCCUCCAAACGGAUUAGCCGCUUCAGCAACGGGUUCCUCCGCCAAGUCGAGCUCAACAAGCGAAGCCAGCACUUCAAGUGAGGGUAUGAGUGGUGGAGGAAAGGCUGGUAUCGUCAUUGGGCUUUUGCUACUGAUCGGUGCCAUCCUUGCAAUUGUUCUUUACGCAUUCAAGAGACGCAAGGAUGCAAACAAGGUUGCUCUUGCAGACCAUGAGAAGCAAGAGGAUCCUUUCGCGGAUUCGGUUUCUCGUGCUCCAAGCAUCAGAACUAAUGCCACUGCUCCUCGUUUGUCUCUUCGUCCGGUCACUCAAUUCAUCCCCAACUUGAUGGAGAGACGUGUUAGCAAAGGAAAUGCUCUCAUGACUACAUCGGCCGCUCCAAAUACCGAAAAGGCUCUUCCCCCAGUGCAAAUGCAAAGACCGGAUACCAAUGCAUCAAACAACUCGGCUAAUCCAUUUGGCGACCACGCAAGAACCAUUGAUGUCGAGAAUGCCAAUGGCGCACCAACUAUUCCUGAUAUGACAACCCCAGUCGUAGAAUCUGUUGCCAACUCUCGUGCCAGCAACGGAGCCGCUGUUGUAGCUGCUGCAGGUACCGCCGCAGGUGCUGCUGCUGCCACUGGUCUUAGCAGAGGGGCUUCGAAGUGUGGAAACGGUCCUAAACCCAUGGAUUUCACCAAAGCCGGACCCUUCAUGGGUCCUCCAAGUCCUGCAGGAACUGAUUUCAGUAUGUCGUCUGAUUCUCCCAACACCCCGACACAAACUAGCACCGCCGUCGCUAUUGCAGCUGCUGGUGGUCCAGCUAACAGCGUUGUUCACCGCGUUCAACUCGACUUCAAGCCUUCAAUGGAUGAUGAGCUCGAGCUACGUGCUGGCCAAUUGAUCCGUUUGUUGCACGAGUACGAUGAUGGAUGGGCUCUUUGUAUUCGCCUCGAUCGAUCAAAGCAAGGUGUGGUCCCAAGAACAUGUCUUUCUACUCGCCCUGUCAAGCCUCGUCCACAACAAAAUAGCCCUCGUACUCCUCCUGGACAAGGUCGCCCAAUGACACCUACUGGUCGAAUGACACCAAACGGACAACCUCAACCUGGAAACCCUAAUCGCCCUAAUGGUCCUAACCCAAUUCGAUCGAUGACUCCUACCUCUCCAGGCAGUCAACAUCGCGCGAUGACACCCUCUAGCCAAGGCCAAGGUCGUCCCCAGGCCCCGUCAAACGCACAACAACAAGUUCGACAAAACAGCCCACCUGGCCCAACAAGUUUGAACCCAGUAAAUCCUCCGUACCCAGUCGAUAACAAUGGACCUCCAAGACCAUCUGUAAAUGCCCCAGUACGAAAGCCCGUUCCAGGUCAAGCACUAUGA
Messenger RNA from Hymenoscyphus albidus, 1791 nucleotides. NCBI's taxonomy places the organism in Eukaryota, Fungi, Ascomycota, Leotiomycetes, Helotiales, Helotiaceae. The record is from the annotation of a GenBank genome assembly.